Molecule: messenger RNA, 2970 nt
Organism: Bursaphelenchus okinawaensis
Lineage: Eukaryota; Metazoa; Nematoda; Chromadorea; Rhabditida; Aphelenchoididae
Source: the annotation of a GenBank genome assembly
AUGAUGUCAUUAGAAGAUGCGGAUGAACUAAUUCACUGUAACCCGCAAUGUGCUCUAACUUUUCAUUUUCUAAACACUUUUGGAGCUCUGCUGGAUAUUCAACUUGGAUUUGAAGAGUUUGAGGAUAUGAUAAGACCUGUCGAUAAUGGAGGACGUGAGUUUUUAUUUUUUAGGUAACAAAUAUAGGAGUUUUAGUUUGAUAAUGUGUUUGACACAUGAGAAUGUCUUUCAACAGCUAAAUAUUGUUAUUUAUUAACAUGAAUUGUUAAAUGGUGACUUUAAAUUUAAAAUAAGUUAGUUUAUCCAAACAUCCUUUCAGCAUCUGAACGAAUGAUCAAUUUCCAAGCUUACUUAAUACAACCGUUGAUGUCUGUGGCAAUGGAUAAACCUACUGUUGCCAUCGCGUCUUUCAUGUUCAUUAGGAGUAAAUUGAAAAAGGUGUAUACGUAUCAUGAUUAUCGGUUUCUUCCAUUUGAUCUGAGGAUAGAACUGCUUUUGGAGACUUUUGAAUUAGCUUUGAAGGUGAGUUUUAUAGUAUUUUAGGGUUCUCAAAUUAAAUUAUCUGGACUGGAAUCGAUGAAAACGAAUUUUGAGAAGUUUAUUGAAAUUUGGACGUCUUCUUUCAAUUUUCUUGAUAUUUAAUUAUGAGAUUUACUAAAAACUGUCAUUUUAGACAACAUUUGCUCUUAAAUUGGCUAUACUUUUUACAAUCAAAGUGAAUGUCAUUGUGAAUAAAAUUUUAAGGUUCAUAGGUUAAUGACCUCAACUUUCAGACAAUUGAAUGUUCUGCAAAAUACUCUGACGCAAAAUGGCAAAGGUUGGGCAAGGACUAUAAUAAAGUCGAGUAUUACUACCAAGUUGACAUGCAUAAUUACAUGAGAAUCUACACAUUGCAUGGUAAGAACAUGAAACGGACGUGGAGUUUGAAAGUAAAGUAAGCUCGUUUAUUAUAUAUUUUUUGUUUUUAGGUAUGUAAGCAUUGAUCAAGUUUUAGUUAUGUUAUUACGGAAUAAUUUUUGAAACUUUAAUUUUGAUAUAUUUGUAAUAUUACCUCGGUCGAAAGAUUGUGUUCAAGCCUUUUUGUCAUAAAUUGUUAUUUUAAAUAUUAAAAUUACUUUUUUUCUCAUUAAAAAUCGGGGUUUUAGAUGGAUGAGACUGAAAAUUGUAAGCAAAAUUCAAGAAUAACUAUUUUAAGUUACAUUGCGCAUUACAUUAAUGAAAUGAGAAUUUUCAGAUCUGUACAAAGCUUAUACAACUUGAUUUGUUAUCUAAAAAAACAAAAAUUGAUCAGUGAAGACACUCCUUUGGAUAAACUACCGAGUUUACCGGUUAGAAACCUUGAUGAACAGGUGGAAAGAUUGUUCAUGCGAUGUUCGUACGUUAAGCUGAUCACCAAUCCAGAAGUAAGCCCUUUGAAACUUUAUUACUGUUAACAUUUGUGAAGGAAUAUUUUUUUAAUUUGUUGCUUAGAGUGCCAUCUUGACGCAGAUUCGAGUAAAAAGAAAGAAAAAACAAGAAGAUGCCAAAGAAUUCGGAAAAACAGUCAAAUUUAAGGAUUUACCAUACGGAGCUGGGAGUAGAAUCGGAAUUAAUGAAAACAUAAUAAGUAGAAAAAGAAAGCACGAAAGCGAAGUUGAGAGGAAUCAUAAAAGAAGAAGGCUUGAGUAAGUUUUUUUUACCUAAAAUAUUAAGUUUUUGUAUUUCUUGACUAAAGCUACGUAUGAUUAUGUUUUUGGUUCAGUUUUGACAAAAUUUUAGAAAGUGGUAUAAUAAUAUAAUUUUAGAAGUAAUCAAUCACCUAAAAGUUCAGAAGGAUCUGAAAAUAAAUCAGAAGAACACGAUGAAAUGCCUCAAGAAAUCAUUGAAAUAUGUGCAAAAUGUCAUGAAAAAGGCGAGGAACCCUUAAUAAGACCAUGCACAUCAUGUUCAGACCUUUAUCACGUAACUUGUGCCAAACGUUCGUUGAAGAAAUCGAAGUGGAAAUGUCGGAAAUGCGCCAACAAACACCUUGUCAAACGUUUAACGAUCAUCUACAACAAGCAUCUUGAGCUUGAACGCGAACGAGAGAUCAACAACUUAUUGUCGAAUCCAGAAUACCGGUUUGGACAAAGGAUUGCACCAGAAGGACCACCUGAGGCGAAGAAAGGUCUAGUUGGCGACUACGUUUGGAAUCAUUCCUUCGACGUUCCGGAACCCUACUGGUUCAGAAAACAUAGAAUGAUCCGCGAACGUCAAACUGAAGGGAUUUGCAGUCCCAGGUGGAAACAGGUUGAUAAGGUAGAGGAUCCAUUUCAAACGGAAUUCUUUGACGAGAGUGAACAAGUUUUUGACGAGCAAGUUGAGGAAGAGGCAGAUGCUGAAGAUUCAGAGAAUUCGUUUGACGAGGCCGAGGACAUUUCAGAAGAACAGGAAUCUGAAGAAGAGCUUUGUUAUGGUUUAGAAGAGUCGAAUUCGGAUAGAGAGAUAGAUGAAAGGAAUUCAGAUUAUGAGCUUGAAGAAAGCGAGCUCGUAGGUGAUGAUAAUAAUGAAAAUCAUAAUUUACAUGGCCAGUUUUCAGAAGAUUAUGAUGACGAAUGGUUCAGACGAUACAGGGAGCGAUAUUAUAGAAUUGUCCCUGACAACGAUUUAGAAGACGAACCUGUAGAGUAUACAGCAGACAGCGAUGGUAGACCGUAUACAAAAUUCAUUUUUAAACGUGAUGGCACUACUUUGUGUUACGAUGCUGGCGUAUAUUACCGUUUUGAUAAAGGUACCAAACUAUAUUUUGGGCGUCGGAACUAUGAAGAAAGCGAUGGAGAUUCAGAUGAAUUGAGUAGUGAAGAAGAAGGGAAUUUAGAUGAAAAAGAAGACUAUAAAAGUACAGAACAUCAUAUGGAGGUAGAUUUAGAAGGAAACGAUGGUGAUAAGCGUAUAGAAAACGAAGCGGAUUCAGAAGGAAAAGAAAAUGAGAAGCCUAAAGAACAUCAUUAA